Messenger RNA from Pogona vitticeps (central bearded dragon), 1297 nucleotides. NCBI's taxonomy places the organism in Eukaryota, Metazoa, Chordata, Lepidosauria, Squamata, Agamidae. The record is from RefSeq and is a predicted model, not a curated record.
UUAAUUGUUGUCUUAGGAGGAAAUUCAUUCCGGGAAGUCCGACAGAGCACCUGGCACAUCUCCCCAGUUUGCGAUACAGGGCCGGGAACUUUGGCGGUGGGAGAAGAAACUUGAUUCUUAAGUCUUUCUGCAAGCCAUCUUCGUCUUCCAAUAAAAGAAAGGUGUGUCUGGCCUCCUCUGUCCUGCCCGUGGUAGCCAUGUCCCCCUGCGUAGUCUUGAUUUUGGUGUCAGCAACCUGUAUGGUAGUGUCUGCUGCUGAUGGAUGCAAUAAGGCACUCUGUGCCAGUGAUGUUAGUAAGUGCCUCCUGCAGGAAGUGUGCCAGUGCGAAGCCAACCGUGCCGGCUGCCCGUGCUGUCGGGAGUGCGCCUUUUGCUUGGGCAACCUGUGGGAGUCAUGCUGCGAAUGUGUGGGUCUUUGUGAGGAACGCCCCGCGUCCGCCCCUCGGUCCGUCCAGCGAAGCUCCAUGCAUAACCUGAUGUCCCCUGUGCCCUCCCUUUUCCGGGCCCUCACGGCCAUCUCGGACAAUGACUCCCCCAUGGGCUGGAGCGUCUUGACUCUGCCGGUGGAAGAGGAGCUGCAGCAGAACCAUGUGGAAACGGACCACCUCCUGCUGGGGCCCCACACAGGCUUGGUGUUCCCCGAUGCGGAGAGCCUCAACGCCACAGCUCCACCUUGCCAGUCCAUUUACUUCAACGAGUGCCUGUCUAUGAGCCGAUGCCGGUCGGCUUGCCAGUCGGUGGGAGCGUGGCGCUAUCGCUGGUUCCACAACGCUUGCUGCCAGUGCUUGGGUCCCGACUGCCGGGGCUAUGGAGGAGCUCAAGCUCAUUGCUCUAACUGCCAGGAAUAACAGGCUGGAUCUCUCGUUCAGACGCACGCAACCACACUCACAACGGGUGUACUUCUUUGCGACCUACCCCACCAUCGCUCAAACGGUCUUCCCACUCCUCUUUCACCCACCGCUUGUUUCUCCUUUGACUCGCGAAGCACAUAAAACUCCAUCAACAGCUCAUGUAGUCCCAAGCGGAAGAAAUACAAUGUUGGUAAAGUAAAUAAGAAAGCUGUUUUGGAUGCCAGUAAUCCUAAGGAUGCUGGACUUGAAAGCUGAAGCAGGGUUCGCUUUCAAGCGACUACCUGGAUGAGAGACCACCAAGGAAUGCCAGGAAAAAAAAUGUGGUAAAUACGACAGGUUUGAGAUGGGAUAAUAUACAUUUCUUCCCAUUGAUCCCAUGACUCUGGAUACAAACCUUGGUCAGGUUUCUCCCCAUGUUAAUCAUAAUAAAGAAAUAUUUUUACCUG